Messenger RNA from Staurois parvus, 2633 nucleotides. The record is from the annotation of a GenBank genome assembly. Lineage: Eukaryota; Metazoa; Chordata; Amphibia; Anura; Ranidae.
UUUUUCUUUCAGAAAAAGAGCAGAGAAGAGACAUGCGGAGAGGGCAGUGGAGUGGAAAUCUUGGAGAACAGACCAUACACAGAUGGCCCUGGUGGCACUGGUCAGUACACACACAAGGUUUACCACAUUGGAAUGCAUAUCCCCAGCUGGUUCCGAUCCAUCCUACCUAAAGCUGCACUACGAGUGGAAGAAGAAUCAUGGAAUGCUUAUCCUUACACAAGAACCAGGUACACCUGUCCAUUUGUGGAAAAGUUCUCCAUAGAUAUUGAAACCUUCUACAAAUCUGACUCUGGAGAGCUCGCCAAUGUCUUCAACCUUUCUCUUGCUGAGAAGCGACAGACCGUAUUGGAUCCAAUUGAUAUUGUGAAAGAUCCAAUCCCCCCACAUGAAUAUAAGCCAGAGGAGGACCCUAAAAUAUACAAGUCACUGAAGACCAAAAGAGGCCCCUUGUCUGAUGACUGGAUAGAGGAACAUAGGAAUAACCUAGGGAGAUACCCCAUCAUGUGCGCAUACAAGCUGUGCAAAGUAGAGUUUCGGUAUUGGGGCAUGCAGUCAAAAAUUGAACGCUUCAUUCAUGACGUGGGUCUACGGAAAGUUAUGGUCAGAGCACAUCGGCAGGCCUGGUGUUGGCAAGAUGAAUGGUAUGGCUUAACCAUAGAGGACAUCAGACAGCUGGAGAAGGAAGCACAACUGAUGCUGGCACAGAAAAUGGCACAGUUCAGCUUAAGUGAAAAUGAAGCAGAACAGCAUGGCGCCAAAGAAUCUCCUGGAGAGAAGGAUGCAGAAACUAAGGUCAUCACCUCUAUAGAGACAGCAGAUGAGCCAAGUGGCAUUACAGAAUCGUUGACAGGAAGAGGCUUGACCAAGCAGUGGUCUACAUCUUCCAGAUCAUCUAGGUCUUCAAAGAGAGGAGCUAGUCCUUCUCGACACAGUAUAUCAGAGUGGAGAAUGCAAAGCAUUGCCAGGGAUUCAGAUGAGAGCUCAGAUGAUGAGUUUUUUGAUGCUCAUGAAGAUUUGUCAGACAAUGAGGAAGUGCUGCCAAAAGAAAUUACAAAAUGGAGCUCGAAUGACCUCAUGGACAAAAUUGAGACAGCUGAAUCUGAUGAACUGCAAGAUGAUUCCUAUCAUGAAACGGCAGAAUAUACCGUCAGUUCCAGUGUGGAAGGAUUAAGCAUAAUGGAGGAUGAAUCGGCACAAACCUCCUUGCAGCCAUGUAAAGUCCAUGUACUCAUAUUGGUGCUUCAUGGGGGUAAUAUCCUGGAUACAGGCAGCGGAGAUCAGAAUUCCAAGCAGGGCGACGUCAAUACCAUCAAGUCUGUGUUUGACACGGUGAUGAGGGUGCAUUAUCCAGCAGCAUUAGGACACAUUGCAGUCAGGCUCGUUCCCUGCCCAGCCAUCUGCUCAGAAGCAUUCUCAUUGGUAUCCAACUUAAGCCCAUACAGUUAUGAUGAAGGUUGUUUAUCUAAUAGUCAGGACCACAUCCCUCUAGCUGCUCUCCCUCUGCUGGCUACAUCAUCGCCUCAGUACGUGGAAGCUGUCGCAACAGUCAUUCAUCGUGCCAACCAGGUGUAUGCUGACUUCACGAAGUCACAAGAAGGCAUGUCCUUCACUGGGCAGGUGUGUUUAGUUGGUGACUGUGUUGGAGGGAUUUUGGGAUUUGAUGCCUUAUGUUACAGCAAUCAGACUGUGUCUGAAAGUCAGAACAGCAGUCGCAGAGGAAGCAUCCUGAGUGUUCAGGAUACGGAUCUCUUAUCUCCAGGUAUCAGCGUUAACAACAGUUACUGCUCUAGCAGUUCAAAUCUGGAGACUAGUCGACAUUUAAGCCGCAGCAACAUAGACAUACCUCGGAGCAAUGGUGAAGACCCAAAGAAACAGCUUCCUCGCAAGAGAAGUGACUCUUCAACCUAUGAGCUGGACACCAUUAAGCAGCAUCAAGCUUUUCUCUCUAGUUUACACGCAAGUGUCCUCAGAAAUGAUCCCGGGUCUCGAAGGUCAAGCAGCUCUACAAUGUUGGAUGGAGGCAGCAUUGGAAAAUUUUUGACUUUGAGAUUACAGACUUCUUUCUGUUUGGCUCUCCUCUUGGACUAGUGUUGGCGUUGAGGAAAACUGUGAUUCCAGCCCUUGACAUUUAUCAGCUUCGACCUGGCUGCCAGCAGGUUUACAACCUCUUCCACCCUGCUGAUCCUUCUGCCUCACGUGUAGAGCCACUUCUAGAAAAGAAGUUCCAUCUGCUGCCUCCCUUUAAUGUUCCUCGAUACCAGAGAUUCCCUUUGGGGGAUGGAAAUUCCGCCCUCUUGGUCGAAGCUAUACAGAACAACCCCAUCCUUCUCAUGGAAGGCAGCCCAGCGGUUGCUCUCCAGCGUCAAGAUGGCAUCAUGGAAACCAGUAUCCCUGUUCCUGUCCUAAGCUGCCAAGACACUUCCAGUAAAGCCACCACUUGUGCUGAAUCGGAUGUUGUUCAGUUUCAUGGUGCAGUCUUCGUGGAAAAUGCCUCCCCUUCCUCCCCCAUAACAGCUCCCCACUUCAGGGGGUACAGAAGAGCAAGUGAAAUCAGCAUUGCAAGUCAGGUCUCUGGAAUGGCUGACAGUUACACGGCUUCAAACAUAGCCAACAGUAAGUGCCUCGUUGCCUAA